GAGAUGGGUCUGCCGGUCCCGACGGAGCUGCCAUCCCCCACGGAGCACGGCCUGCAACCGGAGGUACCUCUGCCGAGCCCCAAAGCUUUGCCGGCCGGCUUCCCCCAGGUGCACUCCUCGGCGGCAGCCUUGUCGUCCUCGGCCGCAACGCAGUCGCCUAGCGAGCUUCCAGUUCCCACGGAGCGCCCCUCUCCCACAGAGAUGCCAGUACCAGUGCGGACCGUGGAGCGCACCUUCACCGGCUCGCGGCCAGCCACGACAGCCGUUCCGUCAUCGCCGGCGGAUCUCCCAGUCCCAACGGCAAGGCCGUCUCCCACGUCGAUGGGGCCUGGGGACGACGAGGAAGAGGCCAUCAUGGGUCCAUUGCCAGAUGCUGCGCGGGAGCCACCAG
Messenger RNA from Symbiodinium sp. CCMP2456, 391 nucleotides. The record is from the annotation of a GenBank genome assembly. Lineage: Eukaryota; Dinophyceae; Suessiales; Symbiodiniaceae.